Molecule: messenger RNA, 2493 nt
Organism: Leishmania braziliensis MHOM/BR/75/M2904
Lineage: Eukaryota; Euglenozoa; Kinetoplastea; Trypanosomatida; Trypanosomatidae
Exons: 1
Coding region: 1-2493 (830 amino acids)
Source: RefSeq, a predicted model, not a curated record
AUGGCGACUCCGUUGUGCGGUUGCCACGAUUCCGCAACCGGCAGCGAUGCCGGCUACAGUCCCAGCCGGCACGCGGAAAUUUGUGCGAUGCUCAUCACGGCGGAGCGUGAGCUGGCCGAGGUGCGCGAGGAGUGUGCGAAGCAUGGAAUGAGAGCUGAGGCGCUCGAGGCUGCGCUGGAUCGAGAGCGUGCGAAUGUGCGUAUUCUGCGUGACCGUCACGCCAAUGAGGCCGCUGCCGCCCGCGAGGAGCAUGAGGCACAAACCCGGCAACUGCGUGAUCAGUUGCACGUUCUCAAGCUGGUCUCGGAGAAUGCAAUGGCUGAGAAGAGCAAGUCGUCCGAGGAGGCGGCGCGCCGCAAGAAGGAGCUGCUCGAGCUGUUGGAUCGCGAGCGGGAGGAGAAGAGUUACAUCAUGGCAGACUACCGCGAGCAAACUGAGUCACUGAUCGCGGAGCAGGGACGCGAGAUCACGCAUUUGCGUGGCGCUCUCGACAAGCUGAAGGGUGAGUACGACGACUUGGCGAAGCAGCACCAGGCGGUGGAGGAGGAGCUGGAGGGAUUGCAAGAGAGAGUGGAGGACGUCACGGCACAGCUCGACAAGGAGCGGUCAGACACCGCCAACAAGACAAAGGACCUGCAGGUUAACAUGCAGCAGGAAUGUGAGGCCCUUAGGGAGAAUCUCGCAGCGAUGCAGGAGCAGCUGCAGCGGACCGUCACUCAGCACGCGGCCAAGCAACAAGCUCUCACUGAUCAGCUGCAGAAAAGCGACGAGAGGCAGCGGGUCAGCGAGGAGGAAUACCAACACACGCUCGACACGCUCAAGCAGGCGUACCGCCGCGACACGGACAGUUUGCGAGAGGAGCUGAGUCGCGUAAAGGAGACGCAUAGCAGGCAAGAGGAGGAGUUGCGUCACGACUUGGAGAAGGCCAUGAGAAGGGAGAGUAAGUCGGUCGAGACUCUGCGGCAGGCGCUGGAGCAGGCGCGCCAAGAGAGGGAGCUGAGUGUGGACGACGGCCUCAAGCAGCGAGAAGUGCUGCAGCGCCAGCACCACGACAAGGUAGUGGCUCUUCAGAGGGAGCUCGACGAGGCAGUGCAGCAGCUGGUGGAGGAGCGGGCGGCGCGCAAGGACCGUGAGGCGGAUACAGAGGUUCUGCGAGUGCGCGUAGACAACCUGGAAAAGGCAAACCAGCGCCUCUCCAACGAGCUGGAGACGAUCCAAGUAGAUCAGCGCAGUCGGGAGCGAUUGACAGAGCAGACGCACCAGGCUGCCAUAGAGGCGAUGAGGACGAAGCUGCGCACGGCACUUACCGAUCUGGGCUACGUGCAGGAUCAGGUGACGCAGCAGGCGACCGAUGCGCAGCAGCUGCGUGACGAGUUGGCGAAGCGCACCAGCGCUCUAGAGGCAGCGAAGGAGAAGACAGUCCAGCUUGAAAGAACCGCUGCGGAUGAGCUCAGCAAGGCGAAGAGCGCGGCAGUGCAGCGGGAGAAGGAGGCUGCGCAAGUAAUCACGCAGCUGCGCACCAGCAAGACACAGCUGGAGGCGACCUGCGAGGAGCUGGAACGACAACUGAAGGAGGCGGAAGGGCGAGUGCAAGGCACGGCCAAGCAGGUCGACGAGGAGCGCCGCUCCCUGGAGGAAGCAAACCGCAGACUGCAAGAUGCUCGUGUUGAGGUGGAGGAGUUGCGCACAGUCGUAAAUCAUGAACGGGAGCGCGGUACCUUUGCCCAGGAAGAAAAGCGACAGUUGGAGCGUCAGUUCGCCGAAGAGAAGCUCUAUCGUGAAGAACUCGAGAAGGUGUUGCACAUGACAGAGCGGAAGCUGCAGGAUCAGAAGCAGGAUCAAGCGUGCCAGUUGAGGCAGAUGGAGGGCAAGGUGGAGGAGCAGGCAGAGCGACAUCACGCGGAGCUGGCGGCUGCCCGCAUUGCGGCUGAACAGGUGCGCGGUGAGGUCGUUCGCACGCGCGAGGCGAUUGUGGAGAAGGAAACGGCGCUGCAGGAGAUGCGGGAAGAGGUGGGGCGGCUGCAUCGCGAGGCCGCAAUGCGUGAGGGUAGGCUGCAGGAGGAAAUGGAGGAUCUUCGCGAGGCGCACGAAGUAGAGAUGCGCCGCAUGGAUGAGCUUCUCAAUGGGCUGCGCAGAGACUUGGCCAAGUCGCAGGAGACGUGUACCCAGUAUCAACGCGAGCUCUCACACAUCCACCAAAACUCGGCCGGUGCGCGCUCGGAUUUGGAGAUGGCGUUGGAGCAGGCUGAUGCGACUCGGGUGAAGCUGCUGGAAGACGCCAAGUACAGAGAUCAGUUGAAUCAGGAGCUGCAGGGGACAGUGCGUCUACUCAGUUCCCGCCUCACAUCAAGCGAGGAGGAGGUGCGCCGGAUGCAAGAGGAGCUGGCAGACACGAACAAGCGAACCCAAGACGCACACACGCUGAUUGGCCGCAAGGACGCAACGAUCGGUCAGUUAAAUGCAAAGUUGCGUGCCUACGAGUCACGCCGCUGA